UUGCGACGUUCCACAAUCUGACCACCUUCACUCACUCGUACUUACACAAGUACACUCACCUACGAUUGACCUGUAACGAUUGCCAGGGACAACAUGUCGGAAACUGUUAUACGAGAAGUCGUUAAAGACGUCUGGAUUUUCUCUCGUCCUUUUGCACGCUUUGGUAUAUUUCCAGUUGGUGGAAGGUCUACGGCCGUGAAGAUGCGAAACGGCAAUCUUUGGGUCCUGGCUUCGACACCGUUGGAUACUGAGACCAAGGCAAAAUUGGAAGAACUCGGGCCUGUGAAGUUUAUCAUUGGCGCGGAUGCUGUUCAUCACUUGUUCCUCAGUGAUUUUAAGAAAGCCUACCCUGAAGCCAAAAUUAUUGCCCCGAAGGCCGCAAUAGAAAGAGUCCAAGAUAAGACCUUGAAAUUUGACGGUGCAUGGGGCUCCGAUCCAGAAGAUGCUCGAUACGGCUUUGAAGAAGAUGUCCAGCACUGUUAUUUCUCUGGGUUUAGCAACAAGGACGUUGCGUUCUUUCAUCCUGCUUCAAAGACAAUGAUCCAAGCAGAUCUGCUUUUCAAUCUUCCUCCGACUGAACAGUACUCAAAGUCCAAAUCCUCGGGACACGUACCACUUGUAGGGAAUUUCGGCCCAUUUUCUUGGUUCCAUUCAAAGUUUGCCUCUGCAAUGGGCGAAGAUAAGGAGGCAAUGCAACGACAUGUGAAGACCGUCGCCAGUUGGGAUUUUGAGAGGAUUAUACCUUGUCAUGGAGACGUUAUCGAAGCUGGAGCUAAGGAUGCUUGGAGGGCUGCGUAUAAAGCUUACCUGAAUUAAGAUGCGGCUACAACGGAAGGAAAGUCUUCAACUACCUGUUUUAUGUAUUGGAUGGCUGUAUGGAAAUCGACACUAUUUUAUUCUUGGUCA
This is a messenger RNA of Lentinula edodes (shiitake mushroom), 906 nucleotides long. RefSeq lists its product as uncharacterized. The record is from RefSeq and is a predicted model, not a curated record. The transcript has 11 exons. Lineage: Eukaryota; Fungi; Basidiomycota; Agaricomycetes; Agaricales; Omphalotaceae. The coding region runs from base 94 to 816 and encodes 240 amino acids.